CCCGCCUUCCCUUUCUUUCCCGCCGCCAUUUUGGGCUGGUGCUGCGGAGGCCUGCUGGAGACAGGACUUCUGAGGCAACACCAUGACAGGCAGGUUGUGGUGCAAGGCUACUUUUGCUGGCUACAAGCGAGGCCUCCGGAACCAGAGGGAGCACACUGCUCUGCUGAAAGUUGAGGGGGUUUACUCCCGCAGUGAGACAGAAUUCUACUUGGGCAAAAAAUGUGCCUACGUGUACAAGGCAAAAAACAACACGGUGACGCCUGGAGGCAAGCCCAAUAGGACCAGAGUCAUCUGGGGGAAGGUGACCCGUGCCCACGGAAACAGCGGCAUGGUGCGGGCAAAGUUCCGCUCCAACCUGCCCGCCAAAGCCAUUGGACACCGGAUCAGAGUGAUGCUGUACCCAUCCCGAGUCUAAAUACAGACUGCAAAUAAAAUUCAAAGUAUAUUUCACUUUUGUAUACUUAA
Candoia aspera is the source of this 465-nucleotide messenger RNA. It is a transcript of the gene RPL35A, whose product is annotated as ribosomal protein L35a. The transcript has 5 exons. Gene Ontology annotation, cellular component: ribosome; cytosolic large ribosomal subunit. Lineage: Eukaryota; Metazoa; Chordata; Lepidosauria; Squamata; Candoiidae. Gene Ontology annotation, molecular function: structural constituent of ribosome. The record is from RefSeq and is a predicted model, not a curated record. Gene Ontology annotation, biological process: ribosomal large subunit biogenesis; cytoplasmic translation. The coding region runs from base 83 to 415 and encodes 110 amino acids.